AUCUUGGAGUCUCUCAAUGGUGAUACCAAAAAAUAUAUUAUGGAAUGGGUAGAUACUGUUCGAGAAAAGUAUAUUUCAGAUAAUGACCUUGGCAACGAUGAUAAUGAUAAUCCAAUCUACUAUGGGGAUCCUCUUCUUAUAAUCGAAUGGGAUGAAACAGGACUAGUUCAAUAA
Dentiscutata erythropus is the source of this 174-nucleotide messenger RNA. The record is from the annotation of a GenBank genome assembly. Lineage: Eukaryota; Fungi; Glomeromycota; Glomeromycetes; Diversisporales; Gigasporaceae.